Molecule: messenger RNA, 1521 nt
Organism: Poeciliopsis prolifica (blackstripe livebearer)
Lineage: Eukaryota; Metazoa; Chordata; Actinopteri; Cyprinodontiformes; Poeciliidae
Exons: 11
Coding region: 79-1521 (480 amino acids)
Source: RefSeq, a predicted model, not a curated record
UUCUUCGCUGCUGGGAUCUUCGUCUUGCAUCCUCGGCUGCAGUUUCUCAUUUUCUCUGAGCGUUUUCAGCCGUCAGUGAUGAAUAUCAACAUCCUGGGUACCAAAGUCCAUGAUGCCUUGGUGGUUUUUGGGGCGCUGUGUGUCCUGGUGCUGUUUGGGUGCGUUGGGGUAAUCUCUUGGGGCGGUUGGAAAAUAAACCAACAGGAUGAAAAACACUCAGAAGACACGACAAAUUUAAAGAGUCUGACUGAAGAGCUGAAGAAUGAAAAUGAAAAAUCACAGAAUGAAACUGAGAAACUCAGCAGCAAAAUGGAGAACCUGAAUGGAAAAUUAAAGGAAGAAACUGAGAACCUGAACCAGACAAUCCAGUUAAUGCAAAAAUUCAACACCUUCCUGUUCGAUAAGUACUGCAACGGCAAAGAGUGUCUGCUGUGUCACAAAGGUUGGAUCUUCUUCAGUGAUUCAUGUUACUUUCUCAGUAGUGAUUCUUUGUCCUGGGAUCAAAGUCGUCGUUUCUGUCAGUUAAAAUCUGCUGAUCUGGUUGUUAUUAAUAAUCAGCAGGAACAGAAAUUCAUUUAUAACAACAUAAAUAACGGAUACUACUGGUUGGGGCUGCAAAGCAAUGGGAACAACUGGGUUUGGAUUGACGGUUAUGUCGACACACUGAGAUGGUCCUGCAUGCUGUCACCAGACCGUAAAGAAACCAUCUGGGUGUUUAGCUUUUCGGAUCCGUCUCCCACUGAACCAGUUCUGGAGUCCAAUGGAUCUCUGAGCCGAGCCAAGAUUUUACUCCAAAAGAGGAAGAGGAGACGUUCUUCGCUGCUGGGAUCUUCGUCUUGCAUCCUCGGCUGCAGUUUUCUCAUUUUCUCUGAGCGUUUUCAGCCGUCAGUGAUGAAUAUCAACAUCCUGGGCGGUUGGAAAAUAAACCAACAGGAUGAAAAACACUCAGAAGACACAACAUAUUUAAAGAGUCUGACUGAUAAGCUGAAGAAUGAAAAUGAAAAAUCACAGAAUGAAACUGAGAAACUCAGCAGCAAAAUGGAGAACCUGAAUGGAAAAUUAAAGGAAGAAACUGAGAACCUGAACCAGACAAUCCAGUUAAUGCAAAAAUUCAACACCUUCCUGUUCAAUAAGUACUGCAACGGCAAAGAGUGUCUGCUGUGUCAUAAAGGUUGGAUCUUCUUCAGUGAUUCAUGUUACUUUCUCAGUAGUGAUUAUUUGUCCUGGGAUCAAAGUCGUGCUUUCUGUCAGUUAAAAUCUGCUGAUCUGGUUGUUAUUAAUAAUCAGCAGGAACAGAAAUUCAUUUAUGGCAACAUAAAUAACCAUAGAUACUGGUUGGGGAUACAGAGUGAUGGGAGCAACUGGUUUUGGAUUGACGGUCGUGUCGACACACUGAUGUACUGGAACUAUAACUAUUACUAUAAUGGUCCAUAUGCAGUGAUGUAUCGAUCGGGAAAUCCCACAGCGAGCUGGGGAACGUCAUAUUCAUCUUCAAGCACACACGCCCCCUCUGUGAGCUGA